Esox lucius (northern pike) is the source of this 4004-nucleotide messenger RNA. RefSeq names its product ubiquilin 4 (gene ubqln4). NCBI's taxonomy places the organism in Eukaryota, Metazoa, Chordata, Actinopteri, Esociformes, Esocidae. Gene Ontology annotation, biological process: ubiquitin-dependent protein catabolic process. The transcript is spliced from 11 exons. Gene Ontology annotation, molecular function: polyubiquitin modification-dependent protein binding. Gene Ontology annotation, cellular component: cytosol. The record is from RefSeq and is a predicted model, not a curated record. Bases 320 to 2038 code for a protein of 572 amino acids.
AAUUAUAAUGUAUGGGUAUUGGCCGUGCGACACCAGACAGGCUCCAUUCCCCCUUCGUUUUGGAAUUUUAUUAACGAUACCAGACAUUCAACUUAUAGCCAAGAGAUUUCUAAAUUUUGUAUUGCACUUUUAGAUUUGACAAUAACAGCAAAUGAAUGUGUGAUUAUAUUACGGAACACGCUUACAUGUUGGUAAAAUGCAAUGACACCCCACACCACUAGACUUCAACGUAACAAAAACCUCAGGUAACACUACUUACAUCUCAGCUUGAGAAUAUUGUUAGUUCUGUGUGAUGUAGUGAAGUUGACGAGGAAUAAAGAUGGCGGAGAGCAGCGGCACAGAUCCCACAGUGGAUUCCAACGUUGUUGAAAAUGCUGCAAAAGACAGGACCAUGAUUGUGGUCACGGUAAAAACCCCGAAAGAUAAAGAGGAGAUCGCAAUCUUAGAGGAUUCUUCUGUCGCACAGUUUAAAGAGGAGAUAUCGAAGAGGUUUAAUGCCAAGCUGGACCAGCUGGUGUUGAUUUUUGCUGGCAAAAUCUUGAAGGAUGGGGACACACUGAACCAACAUGGCAUUAAGGAUGGACUCACUGUUCAUCUUGUCAUCAAGACCGCUCCAAAGGCCACAAGUGGUAGCACAUCACAGAACUCAGCAUCCAGCUCUGGGACUCCACAAGCCAACAGCAGCAGUUCCGCCUCCAGUCCGGUGCCCAAUGCCAGCACACCACCAGGCACUGGGCCAGCCAUACAGCCGCCUAACUUACUGAGUGGUUUUGGAGACCUGUCUAGCCUAUCAGGCAUGGGCAUGGGCUCUGCCAAUUUCAUGGAGCUCCAGCAGCAGAUGCAGAGACAGCUCAUGUCCAACCCAGAAAUGCUGUCUCAGAUUAUGGACAAUCCGCUGGUCCAGAACAUGAUGUCCAAUCCUGACCUGAUGAGACAGAUGAUCGUGACCAACCCUCAGAUGCAGCAGCUGAUGGAGCGCAACCCCGAGAUAUCCCAUAUGCUCAACAACCCUGAGCUCAUGAGACAGACUAUGGAGUUGGCAAGGAACCCAGCCAUGAUGCAAGAGAUGAUGCGUAACCAGGACCGGGCGCUUAGCAACCUAGAGAGCAUCCCUGGGGGCUACAACGCUCUCCGGAGAAUGUACACAGAUAUCCAGGAGCCUAUGUUUAGUGCCGCUAGAGAGCAGCCCUCCAGAACAGAGAACCGGGAGCCCUUACCAAACCCCUGGGGACCACCUGGAACAGCCCCUUCAGAGAGCAGGGGGACUGGCUCCUCCACGACAACGUCAUCCAAUGGAGGGACUGCCCCGAGUGUCUCCAGCCUCCCCAACCCCCUGGGCAUCAACGCCUCUGGUCUUGGCAACGGUGUGUUCAGCAGCCCGGGCAUGCAGAGUCUGAUGCAGCAGAUAUCGGAGAACCCCCAGCUGAUGCAGAACAUGCUCUCUGCUCCCUACAUGCGCAGCAUGAUGCAGUCGCUGGCCCAGAACCCAGACCUUGCCUCACAGGCAAUGUUGAACAACCCCCUGUUUGCCGGAAACCCCCAGUUACAGGAGCAGUUGAGACAUCAAAUGCCGGUUUUUCUCCAACAGAUGCAGAAUCCUGAGGCUCUCUCUGUGAUGACUAACCCUCGGGCCAUGCAGGCUCUCAUGCAAAUCCAGCAGGGCCUGCAGACCUUACAGACCGAAGCUCCCGGACUCAUGCCCAGUUUGGCUCCGGGUGGGAUCCCAGGGAUCCCUUCAACCACCGGAGGCAGUGUGGCCCCGGAGGGCCCUCCUCCCCCAACACAGGGAUCGAAUCCCAGCGCAGACGUCAGCCCGUCCCAACAGCAGCAGCAGCUCAUGCAGCAGAUGUUACAGAUGUUUGCUGGAGGAGUCACUACGACACAGGCGGUGACCCCGGAGGUGCGCUUCCAGCAGCAGCUGGAUCAGCUGAGCGCCAUGGGCUUCCUGAACCGCGAGGCCAACCUGCAGGCCCUCAUCGCCACCGGCGGGGACAUCAACGCUGCCAUCGAGAGACUGCUGGGCUCCCAGCCCUCCUAACUUCCUAAGACCCCUGCGAUUUACCGGGGGGGGGGGGGGGAGAGGGGUUAGAUUGGGUGGCAAAUGCAGUUAUGGGCUAGUGUGGGUGAUUACAGAUGAGCACAGUCCGUCUUCUCACAAUCUGACAAGCCCCUCAGACUCAAUUGAAUUCCAAUUACUGUUCAUCUCUUUGGCUGAUCUGUGAAUGAAAGAAAGAUGAGGGUUGGGUGGGGGUGUGCAGAUUCCAGUGUCUCUUGGAGGUCUCUCAUAUCAGUCCUGUGCAAUGAUGACAUUGCUACGAAGUGAAGCCGACACCAUCACAGCCACUUCCCCUGUUGACUAUGGGAGGUAUUUCCUGAAAUGACAUUGGUCUUAAUGGAUUUUAUUUAACCGGUAACAGGAGUGUACUUUUGGAGGAAAGGGGGUGUUCUUUUCAUAGGUCAAAGGAAUCCCUCACUUUUGUGACAACAACCUGCUUGUUUUUACUUAAUUUCACACUAUACUUAAUCAUGCCUUGUUUGACUCAUAUUUAUUGCAAGAGCUGUUGAAGUUCCGUUCUGUUUUCUUUACCACUCUUCUUCAAUUGACCCUCUGCUUUAAUACUGUGUUGUUCUUUAAACCUAACACACAGGGCUGUUGGAUUCUCCUAUAGUGUACCUGUGACUCAGAUUUUGCUUUAACUUUUCAGCUGUUAGGGAAAGGAUGGUUUUCAGAUUGCCUGGUAUUUUCAGGCAUGGUAUACUUUGCUCUUCAAUCAAUGCUACAUGGAAAUUUAAAUGAUUAUGCGGUUGAGGGUUUGGUUAUGGGUUGGUGAGAAGACAUUAUUUAAUUGUUUUUAAUCUCAGCCAUUUUACAUUAACCAUUCACCUUUUACAUUAACCAUUUUGUGUGUUUUCAUAGAUGCAAUGGGAUAGUGCCUGAUAUGUUCAACAAUGUAAUCAAAAUACUUUGUGAAAUCAAUAGCUUCAGAAAGUGUACUGAUUGAAAAGUUUGUUAAAGCCAUAGUUUAGUUGCAGAGAGUACCAAAUCUGUUCAGCUCUGCCUUUCUUGAAGACCCUUCAAUCUGUUAUCUCUUCUAAUAAUACCUUUAAGAAGUGUGCGUGUGUGCGUGUGUGCGUGUGCGCGCGUGUCAGUUCGUUCAUUCAUUCAUUUAGUGCAGAUGGUCUACACUAGUAGUCUAAUCUGAUUCUGGUGGGAUGCUCUGUAUGUCCUGUGCUGAAUCCCCAUUCUCUGUUCUUCUCCAAAUGCACCCUUGUAUGCUACACCUCAGAUGUAAAAAGAACUGGACUGGAUUGGUGUGAGAAGUGUGGUGGCACAUGCUUACACCAAUCUGCACCUGUUUGGCAAACGAAUAAUGAGAAAUUCUGUGCAAGCCCAGCACAAACACAUGAUUCAGGUAACAAACCUGAUGAGUAGUUGGUGUUAUAGGGUAGCCGGUACACACUGACUGACACCAUCCACAAACAGGUGUGAUCAACACUAGUCUACAUUCUGUAUGUUAUAAAAUGAUAUGAACUUGAUAUGGAGGAUUUGGGCACCUUGUAUGAGAAUAGUUGUGUGAGAAGGGAAAGUUACAGUGGUUACCAUACUUAGAAAUCAUUAAAAGGACCAAGCUUGAAAAUAUCAAGAGAAUUGUGGACUCAAAAUGUAAUAAAUAUUGACCUCUAUUAAUGGCAAUUAAGGAUUAUGUUGUUUUGCCGUUCACCAUAGUGAGGCUUGGAUUUAUAUAUUCCAUGGUGACAAAAAGUUAAGUAUGAAUGUCUUAAUAUAUACAUUUCAUUAUAUAUAUUACAAGACCUUCAAAGUGCAAUACAUUUCAUUGCACUUUGAAGGUCUUGGGGUCCCAUACUGAAUGUGUAAUGAAGUGGGAAUUUUUCAACUCGUGAGCUCUGACAUCCUCAACACAGUGACUUCUAAUGUUACCCACUUCCUUGAAUGACAGCGUAGUUGACAGUUCAGUAAAACUAUGAAACAUAAAGUAUAUUAA